CAGACAGACAUACAAACAAACCUUACGUUUAGUAUUAUAGAUCUACAUUUCUAAUAUUUAAUAUUAUAUUUAUUAUACUUCAAAGUCAACAUUAAUAACAAAAAUUCGUAACAAAUAAUUUCAAAAUGCCUGCGACAAAGUAGCGAAUCAUUUUUUAAGAAAUAAAUAUAUCAGCGAUAAUAAUUAUCAUUUCUGUUUACUUUGUUUCCCGCUUAUUAUCGCCCGAUGAAAAAACAUGGAGCGUAAGCAUUUUGAUAGGGGGUCGUCAUAUGUUUAGCUUGUGACCACUUGUGACAUUAUUGAAUAGUACUAACGAGAAAGUGACCAUUUACAAUCGUAAAAUUGAUAUUAAAAUACUUUCACGUUAAGAUGACAGGAAAAAGUAUCAUUAUUGAUUGUGAUGCUGGAAUAGAUGAUGCAUUGGCAUUAAUUAUACUUAUUGCUGCUCAUAAGCAGAAAGAAAUUGAAAUUAAAGCAAUCACCUGUGUCAAUGGAAAUACAACAGUAGAAAAUGUAGUUAAAAAUGUUUUUAAAACGUUAGAUGUUUGCGAAGUGACAGAUAUACCAGUUUUUCAAGGUGCAUAUGCACCUUUACUUUGUACUCAGCAUACUGAACAAGCUGCUGAAGAGCAAUAUCACGGCGGUGAUGGCUUUGGGGAUGUAUAUACAACUAAAAUGGACACGAGCAGUUUGCAAACAGAACAUGCUGUUUGUGCUAUGAAUAGAAUUGUAUCACAAUAUCCUGACAGAAUUACUGUUGUAUGUAUGGGUCCUUUGACAAAUAUAGCAUUAGCUAUAAAAAUGUAUCCUCACUUUGUUGAGAAUGUAAAAGAAUUUUAUAUUAUGGGAGGGAAUAUAACAGCACAGGGUAAUAUAACACCACAAGCAGAAUUCAAUUUCUAUAUGGAUCCAGAAAGUGUACAUAUAGUUCUUAAUUGCAACAAAAAACCAUUGUGGUUAUUACCAUGGGAAACAUGUUUAAAAUCUUAUAUUUCACAUGAAUGGCGACAAAAAGUAUUUGGCCAAAUAGAGAAACCUUGCAUUCAACUAAUGAAUGAUAUCGAAGAUGGAUGCAGUAAAACAAGAAAGAAACACUUUCCUACUUAUAUAGUGUGCGAUGCAAUUUUAGCUGGAAUUUUAUUAAGACCAAAAAUUGCUCAAGAUGUGGUAGAAUAUCAUGCAGAUAUUGAAUUAAGUGGUAACAGAACAAGAGGUCAAGUGGUUCUUGAUCAUUUAUUGUCAAACAAACCUAAUGUGUUUCUAAUUCAACGUUUUGAUUCAGAAAUGUUUAAAGAUCUUUUAAUAUCUUCUGUUCACAAUUGUCAUAAAAUUGAUGUCCAAUAAAAUGUUAAAAUCAAUAAAACAGAAAACUUUAUGUACAGAAAGAAAAUAAAUUUAUAUAUGUAUAUUUUA
Molecule: messenger RNA, 1413 nt
Organism: Hylaeus anthracinus
Lineage: Eukaryota; Metazoa; Arthropoda; Insecta; Hymenoptera; Colletidae
Product: pyrimidine-specific ribonucleoside hydrolase RihA-like
Exons: 4
Coding region: 370-1344 (324 amino acids)
Molecular function (GO): hydrolase activity, hydrolyzing N-glycosyl compounds
Source: RefSeq, a predicted model, not a curated record